Molecule: messenger RNA, 3162 nt
Organism: Drosophila ficusphila
Lineage: Eukaryota; Metazoa; Arthropoda; Insecta; Diptera; Drosophilidae
Gene: Naprt
Product: nicotinate phosphoribosyltransferase
Exons: 12
Coding region: 403-2409 (668 amino acids)
Biological process (GO): NAD+ biosynthetic process
Molecular function (GO): nicotinate phosphoribosyltransferase activity
Source: RefSeq, a predicted model, not a curated record
GGCAGAAUAAAUCAAACCAACCGGCUGCCAAUGGCAACACAAAAACAAAAAUCAACAAUUCUCCCAAACAAAAAUCUGCAUCGGCUCUCUUCUCCGAGUGUUUUGCUCUCUUUCGGUUUACCCGCUCGCUUUUGCGAUUUUCGAAUUCACUUCAACUUCAAAAGUCAAGCGGAAAAGUUGGGCCCGUGGAAAAGUGAUCUUCACACGAAUUAACAGAUACAAAAGUUCAACGCCCAGUAUAAAUAACCCAACAAGCGAAAACAAUAAAUUAAUUUGUUUAUUUGGCACAUUAAUUGCCAGCGAAAGAGUCGCGUGUGAGCUUACCAAAGAGAAUUACGAACCAACUGGUAUUUUGAAAAACUAAAGCCCAUAUAGCGCGAGAUUCCACAGAUCGUCGACAAAAUGAACGACCGUGAAUUGAGCUGCAGUGCGGGCGGCCAGUUUAUGGAUCGCGGGCGGAUGAAUCAGAAUGGAGUUGUCCAGCCCCUGCUAACUGAUUUGUAUCAAAUAACUAUGGCCUACGCAUACUGGAAGUCCGAUAAGACCGAUGACACGGCGGUAUUCGAUCUGUUCUUUCGCAACAAUCCAUUCCAUGGUGAAUUCACGAUUUUCGCCGGGCUGGAGGAGUGCCUCAAGUUCCUGGAUAGCUUCCACUAUUCCCAAAGCGAUAUCGAAUACCUAAAGCAAACCUUGCCCGAGGGCAUUGAGCACGAGUUUUUCGAGUACCUCGGCAAUUUGACGGCGCGGGAUGUCACCUUGUAUGCCAUUGAUGAGGGCACAGUAGCAUUUCCACGAGUUCCCAUUAUUAAGAUCGAGGGACCUUUGAUCAUAGUCCAGCUGCUGGAGACGACUCUUCUCACCUUGGUGAAUUAUGCCAGUUUAAUGGCCACCAAUGCAGCCCGUUAUCGCAUGGUAGCUGGCAAACAUGUCAAACUAUUGGAAUUCGGCCUGCGUCGUGCCCAGGGACCAGAUGGCGGUCUAUCCGCAUCGAAAUAUUCCUACACAGGGGGCUUCGAUGGCACCUCCAACGUGCUGGCUGGCAAGCUCUUCAACAUCCCCGUGAAGGGGACCCAUGCCCAUGCAUAUAUCACUAGUUUCAGCAGCAUUGGAGAGCUGAAGACCCGGCUCAUCAAGCACAAGCAAACGGGCAUCAUGGAGGAUCUUCUGGAGCACGCCAUCAGGCACCGGGCGAUGCUGUCGCACCUCCUGGACGUGUCCACUGAGGAGUCCAGUGAGGGGGAACUGGCUGCCAUGGUGUCCUACGCCAUCGCUUUCCCCGACGGAUUCAUGGCCCUUGUCGAUACGUACGAUGUUAAGAGCCGAGAAACAAAACAAGCCAACACAGAACCCAAGCUUAUCAGUGACAUUAAGUCCGAGAACAGUCCGCCAAAGCCAAAGCCAAAGCCAAAGCCAUCAACAAAUGGCCAUCAAAAUGGUCAGAGUAAUGGCCAAAUAAACGGGCCCAAGACCAAUGGCGUUCAGAAUGGCAUUGCUCAGAACGGCAGUAGGUCGCCGACAGAUACAAACUUACAAGAUACAAAAACCAGCAAAACAACAACAACGACAGCAACAGCAACAACCACAGCAACUUUAAAGACAACCACAGUGUCCAAUGGGACGGCAUACCUACCAAAAUAUGUCGAGAAGUCAUUCAGGAGUGGCCUGCUGAAUUUCAGUGCCGUGGCUUUGGCGCUGAACGAUCUGGGCUACCACGCAUUGGGCAUCCGGAUCGACUCCGGGGACCUGGCCUACCUAUCCUGCCUGGCGCGGGAGACCUUCGAGAAGGUGGCGGAGCGGUUCAAGGUUCCGUGGUUCAACAAGCUGACCAUCGUGGCGUCGAACGACAUCAACGAGGACACAAUACUGAGUCUGAACGAGCAGGGCCACAAGAUCGACUGCUUUGGCAUUGGCACGCAUUUGGUUACCUGCCAGCGCCAGCCGGCCCUGGGCUGUGUGUACAAGCUGGUGGAGAUCAACGGCCAGCCACGGAUCAAGCUGAGCCAGGACGUGGAGAAGGUGACCAUGCCGGGCAACAAGAAUGCCUACCGGCUGUACAGCGCCGACGGCCACGCCCUGAUCGACCUGCUGCAGAAGGUGUCGGAGCCUCCGCCAGCGGUCGGCCAGAAGGUCCUGUGCCGCCACCCCUUCCAGGAGUCGAAGCGCGCCUACGUGAUACCCUCGCACGUGGAGUCGCUCUACAAGGUGUACUGGAAGUCGGGCAAGAUCUGCCAGCAGCUGCCCACCUUGGAGCAGGUGCGCGAGAAGGUGCAAAUCUCACUGAAGACGCUGCGGAACGACCACAAGCGCACGCUCAACCCAACGCCCUACAAGGUCGCCGUCAGCGAUAAUCUGUACAACUUCAUACACGACCUGUGGCUGCAGAACGCUCCCAUCGGCGAGCUCUCAUGAUCUAUAUAAGGAGGAUCUCACGAUCUAUGUGCAGAUGCGCGACAACAUUUCCGAGAAAUUAACUUUUAUUUGGUGUACAACUUUUUGUUGGCCGCGCCCUUCGGGGUCUUGGUUGAUAUUUUAGUCAUUUGCUGGUCAUAUGCAUUAUAGAAUUGGAAUUUGUUCAGUCCCACGAAUAUUUCCCAGAACAUGGAACACAAAUUCCAGCGCGAACUAGCAAGCGAAUUUCAAAUCAUUGUGUAGUCAAUAGUUUUAAAGUGUUAUUUCUAAUAUCUACUGCUAUAUAAAACGCACAUCAUAUUCAGGAAUGUGUCAUGUGCCUUAAACGAGAAGCGGAGCCGGAACCGGAAACAGAAACAGAAUCAGGAUGCAGUGAAAGCCCAAAAACAAGUAACUAAGAUCAACCAAAUAUUAAGCCAGGAUUUCAAAGCAAGGAAGAAGUGUUUAAUAUUUUUGUAGUACUUAAGUGUUGAAGAGUUGCUAACGAAGGAUGAAUGUAGAAGUACAAAUGCUUUUUAGGACAUUUGCACGCAUUAGGGCACACAUCAAGCACACACCUCAAUAUAUAAAUAUAUAACUUUACAUACUACGUUUAUGUAUCUAACUAAAUUCAAUUGUAAAUAUGUUCAACAGGAUAUUUGUAAGCCAAAAAGCAAUAUACUCCACACAAACACCGCCACUUCAAAAAGACCGCUUCUUAAAAAUGUUUGCCUGUAGUUUUGAUCGAAAAUAAAAAGUAAAGAAAGCAGGGAA